This is a messenger RNA of Exophiala spinifera, 252 nucleotides long. RefSeq lists its product as uncharacterized. Lineage: Eukaryota; Fungi; Ascomycota; Eurotiomycetes; Chaetothyriales; Herpotrichiellaceae. The record is from RefSeq and is a predicted model, not a curated record. The coding region runs from base 1 to 252 and encodes 83 amino acids. The transcript has a single exon.
AUGGACGACGAAGAAAUCACUGCGGGUACAGGGGCCAAGGUCCCUGAAGUCGACAUAGAAAUCCCCACAGAACAGACGAAGGAAGAAUCAGAUGCGUUCAGCUCAGCCGAGAUGAUGAUCGCUCAACCAUACGUCCAGAAGGUCGUAUGCUUCUUCAUGUUGGUAGCAGUUGCCUUGUACUUUGCGAGAAGACAUCAAUCGCAGAAGUCUUAUCUCGAUUCUGGCAAAUCCGACGAGAAAAGCAUGGUUUAG